CACAUACACACACGUCUGCAGCACAAAUACAUCCAUGAGCGGUGGAGUUGAGCGAAAGGAUGAGUUGGCACACGAGGCGCUGCAUGGGCCUGUGGUGACCGAGUCGAGCGGGUAUGUGGCAUCGGACGUGGUCAACUCGAUGUUCAGCCCGGGCACACCGUCGACGGUCAUCACACUGAUGAACGUUGUCUUUAUCACUCUCCUUGUGGUUCUCGCCUCGCUGCUGCUCAUCCGUGGCUUCAACAUCCAUCUGGCUGUCAUGCUCGCCAUGACCGUCGUCCUCAUCGCUCUGAUCAACUGGUUGCUGAUCGAGCUCGACGCGGCGCACAAGAAGCACGUGGCAGAGGGUGGCGAUGGCGCCAAGAGCAGCAGCAAGGCCAAGAAGGAGUAAAGCGCGCGGCGUCCACAUCGGAGCGGCGGUGGCUAGUUAUGCCGGUAGAACUUGAACGAGAGCCAUGAAAAGUAGACGUAGACGAG
Thecamonas trahens ATCC 50062 is the source of this 477-nucleotide messenger RNA. RefSeq lists its product as uncharacterized. Gene Ontology annotation, biological process: vacuolar proton-transporting V-type ATPase complex assembly. Bases 35 to 391 code for a protein of 118 amino acids. NCBI's taxonomy places the organism in Eukaryota, Apusomonadida, Apusomonadidae. The transcript has 2 exons. The record is from RefSeq and is a predicted model, not a curated record. Gene Ontology annotation, cellular component: endoplasmic reticulum membrane.